This is a messenger RNA of Piliocolobus tephrosceles (Ugandan red Colobus), 792 nucleotides long. It is a transcript of the gene SIVA1, whose product is annotated as SIVA1 apoptosis inducing factor. Gene Ontology annotation, molecular function: CD27 receptor binding. NCBI's taxonomy places the organism in Eukaryota, Metazoa, Chordata, Mammalia, Primates, Cercopithecidae. The transcript has 4 exons. Gene Ontology annotation, biological process: extrinsic apoptotic signaling pathway. The coding region runs from base 97 to 624 and encodes 175 amino acids. The record is from RefSeq and is a predicted model, not a curated record.
GCUCACGCCCGCGGACGGGCGCGCGGCUGUGACGUCACUGCGUCGUUGGUAAGGGGCUGGCGGUCGGGGAGCUGCGUAGCUCCCGGCCCCGCGGCAAUGCCCAAGCGGGGCUGCCCUUUCGCGGACGCGGCCCCGCUACAGCUCAAGGUCCGCGUGGGCCAGAGGGAGGUGAGCCGCGGCGUCUGUGCCGAGCGCUACUCGCAGGAGGUCUUCGAGAAGACCAAGCGACUCCUCUUCCUCGGGGCCCAGGCCUACCUGGACCAUGUGUGGGAUGAAGGCUGUGCCGUCGUUCACCUGCCAGAGUCCCCAAAGCCUGGCCCUACAGGGGCGCCGAGGGCUGCACGUGGGCAGAUGCUGAUUGGACCAGACGGCCGCCUGAUCAGGAGCCUUGGGCAGGCCUCCGAAGCUGACCCAUCCGGGAUAGUGUCCGUCGCCUGCUCCUCAUGUGUGCGAGCCGUAGAUGGGAAGGCAGUCUGCAGCCAGUGUGAACGAGCCCUGUGCGGGCAGUGUGUGCGCACCUGCUGGGGCUGUGGCUCCGUGGCCUGUACCCUGUGUGGCCUCGUGGAGUGCAGUGACAUGUACGAGAAAGUGCUGUGCACCAGCUGCGCCAUGUUCGAGACCUGAGGCUGGCUCAAGCCGGCCCCUUCACGGAGAGCCACGCCGCGCAUGGCAGCCUUCCCUGGACGAGCGCUCGGUGUUCACGCUGAACUCUGGGGUCGGUGGGAAGGCCUUUUACGUGUUCUAUUUUGUAUCCUAAUGACAGAGUGAAUAAACCUCUUUAUAUUUGCACAA